Betta splendens (Siamese fighting fish) is the source of this 1551-nucleotide messenger RNA. It is a transcript of the gene sycp3, whose product is annotated as synaptonemal complex protein 3. The coding region runs from base 521 to 1237 and encodes 238 amino acids. The record is from RefSeq and is a predicted model, not a curated record. Gene Ontology annotation, cellular component: synaptonemal complex. Gene Ontology annotation, biological process: meiotic cell cycle; spermatid development. The transcript is spliced from 8 exons. Lineage: Eukaryota; Metazoa; Chordata; Actinopteri; Anabantiformes; Osphronemidae.
AUUUGAUGUAUUUAAGUAAUAAUUAAACAGAAAAGAUUUUCAGAUUAUGGAAGCAUUCAAACUUUUAAUUUGUAACCUUAAAACUCCAGGAUUAAUUUUUUUGUUUGUUCGUCAGUGUUGCCAGAUUUUUAAAAUUUGCAGGUUUUAGUGAUUUGAAUGUAAGCCAUGUUUGUAAUUUUAUAAUAGGAUAAUGACACUUAUACACACAUUUCUACUUUUAAUGUAACACAAGACUUUGUUUUAAAAGGUGGUCUACGGCUAAUUUACCGAUUGUUCUAUUCUGGGCUACUUGUAGUUCCUCAAAUCUGGCAACAGCAGCAGUGUUCGGGCGGGAACCCAGCUGCAAGUCUGGCGCUGCUCAGUUUGAUCUUUUAACUGAACGUUUGACUACUAAAUAGAAACCUUACACCACUAUACUAUACAUGCCGCUACAUCCUACCAGGCAGAAGCUAACAAUAGUUGCUAGCUGGCAAACUUGUGAGUACUUUUAACCUGUGUUAAAGCCACAGUAGAUUAUAAAAUGGCAACAGUGAGAAAACAUCUUAAGAAAAAACAUGUUGAAGAAAAGGGUGAAAACGUUUUUGAUUUUACUCAAGAAAAUAAAAAGAAAGGUCUAAGUGGCUCAGAAGAUGACAUCAGAGAAGAUGAAACUCCGAUAAUGGACAAAGUGUCGAAGAAAAGGCCGAUAGAAGACUGCGAGGCGGAAGAGGCCGCUUGCGCUGUUGGAAAUGAGGUACAGUCUAUGCUGCAGCGAUUUGGAGCUGAUAUCAACAAAGUAAUGCAGGCCAAGAAGAAACGUCUGGAGAGUCUGACAAAGAACUACAUGAAAGGAAGCCAACACAAACUGGAGCAGCUCUGGAACAACUAUCAUGGACAGAGGCAGAAGAUGACUCAGCAGUAUUCUCAGCAGGUGUCCACAGCACUGCAGCAAUGGGAGACUGAAGCCCAGAGAGCUGAGGAACAGGAGGAGAAGCUGAAUAAUCUGUUCAGACAGCAACAAAAGAUCCUGCAGCAGGCCAGGGUUGUGCAGAACCAAAAGCUAAAGACUGUAAGAGAACUAUAUGAGCACUUUGUGAAGAACAUGGAGGACAUGGAGAAGAGCCACGAGGCCUUCCUGCAGGGGGCACAACAAGAGCUGAGGAAGGAGAUGGCCACACUACAGAAGAAGAUCCUCAUGGACACGCAACAGCAGGAGAUGGCUACAGUGCGCAAGUCACUUCAGUCCAUGCUGUUUUAAGCUGCUGUCUAUGCUGGUGUUGCCAGGUUUGGUCUCGCUUUAAUCCAGCAGAGUUGUCAUUGUGGAAAACGUCCUGUUCACGGGUGUUCAUGUUCAUGUUUUUUUAUCUCCUGAUUUUUGAACAGCAGUUUGUAUUCUGUUGGAUGUGUGGUAGUCUUGGUUAGAGUCAAACACUUUGAUGUGUAACUUACCUGAUGAUGCUGUCAGACGUAGGCCAGUGAAUAAGAUCUUUUCUGUAUUAUUUAGUUUUUGAAUGGGUUUUAUUUAAAAAUCUCCAGUCUGACAAAUAAAAAUGUUUACAUGUAAACAAGUUA